AUGAAAGCCGGGGGCCUCUCUGCCCUCUGCAAGGCCCACGACGUUGCCACAGGAGAAGAUCAGAGCGGGGCCCUCCGGGAGGGCUGCCGGCGCGUGGAGGCGUUCCUUCCCGGAGGUGAGGGGCGGGAGCGGGGCGGGAGCGGGAGUGGGGCGGCCCCGCGGCAUCACCGUGUGUCUCGGCUCGCAGGUACCUUCGUGCCGGGCGCGGGCUGCGGGCGCGGCGCGGGCUGCCGGCCGUGCCCGCCCGACACCUUCUCCAGCGCCGCGGGACAGAGCCGCUGCACCCUCUGCCGCAAGUGCGAAGGAAGAUUCAGGUAUUUAAGAGAAUGUUCACCGAAAAACGAUGCCGAAUGUACAUGCAGGGAUGGGUAUCACUGCAGUGGAGAUGGCUGCUCCCGCUGCGACAGAAACUGCGGCGUGGGUGAGGAGCACACAGGGAGCGGUUGCCAAGCUUGCCAUUUUGGAACUUUUAAUGAUCAACCCAAUGGCUCCUGUAAAAACUGGACAAAGUGCUUAGCAGCUCAGGUCCUGGAGCCUGGUACGACAGCAAAAGAUGUGGUUUGCAGACACACUUCAGAUAGUCCUACUUUAGCCACUGCUCUAGCUACUACUCUGGCUACUACUUCUGCCUUUCCAUUUUCUAUCACUGUGCCAGGGAAGGACCUCCAGAUGGACAUCAUCAGAAUUUCUCUUGUUGUAACUGGGCUGUUGUGUAUCCUGUUUCUGCUGCCUUUGUGCUUAUGCUUCAGUAUCUGGCAGAAAAAGAGACUACGUACUAUCUUCAAGAAAAUGCAUACCACUCUUGAACAGUCAAUUCAGGAAGAUGACGCCUGCAGUUGCCGCUUUCCUGAGGAAGAACAAGGUGAAUAUCAGGACUGUGGCAAAUCCACAGACUUCAGAGAUCCUUUGGUGAAUUAGGAAUUACACUGCUUAGGU
This is a messenger RNA of Rhea pennata, 936 nucleotides long. It is a transcript of the gene TNFRSF9, whose product is annotated as TNF receptor superfamily member 9. The transcript is spliced from 7 exons. Gene Ontology annotation, molecular function: protein binding; signaling receptor activity. The record is from RefSeq and is a predicted model, not a curated record. Gene Ontology annotation, biological process: regulation of cell population proliferation. Bases 1 to 918 code for a protein of 305 amino acids. Lineage: Eukaryota; Metazoa; Chordata; Aves; Rheiformes; Rheidae.